Lycium barbarum (goji berry) is the source of this 662-nucleotide messenger RNA. RefSeq names its product annexin Gh1-like. The coding region runs from base 59 to 610 and encodes 183 amino acids. Gene Ontology annotation, cellular component: cytoplasm. The transcript has 4 exons. The record is from RefSeq and is a predicted model, not a curated record. Gene Ontology annotation, molecular function: calcium ion binding; calcium-dependent phospholipid binding. Lineage: Eukaryota; Viridiplantae; Streptophyta; Magnoliopsida; Solanales; Solanaceae.
UAAAAAUAAUAUCUCAGCCGUACAUUUUCGAGUCUUGACAAAUCAUAUAUCAGAAAAAAUGUCUAGUCUAACCGUUCCAGCAGAUGUUCCUUCAGUUAAUGAAGACUGUGAACAACUUCGAUCUGCCUUCAAAGGAUUGGGAACAAACGAGAAGUUGAUUAUACCAGUUUUGGGUCAUAGAAGUGCUGCUCAACGUAAAUUGAUUAGAGAGACUUGUGCUGAGACUUUUGGAGAAGAUCUCCUUAAAGAAUUGGACAGAGAACUUACCAAUGAUUUUGAGAAAUUGCUGGUAGUGUGGACACUAGAUCCUGCAGAGCGCGAUGCUCAUUUGGCUAAGGAAGCUACUAAGAGAUGGACAAAAAGCAACUUUGUUCUUGUGGAGAUAGCUUGUACCAGAUCUCCUAAAGAACUGGUUUUGGCAAGGGAAGCUUAUCAUGCUCGUUACAAGAAAUCUCUUGAAGAGGAUGUUGCUCAUCACAGUACUGGGGAUCACCGCAAGCUUUUGGUACCUCUUGUGAGCUCCUACCGAUAUGGAGGAGACGAGGUGGACUUGCGCCUUGCUAAAGCAGAAGCUAAAGUUCUCCACGAGAAGAUCUCCGAUAAGGCUUAAAGUGAUGAUGAGGUCAUUAGAAUUUUGCCCACAAUCUUAAAUCUUUCACACA